Molecule: messenger RNA, 4043 nt
Organism: Protopterus annectens (West African lungfish)
Lineage: Eukaryota; Metazoa; Chordata; Ceratodontiformes; Protopteridae
Gene: ITGB5
Product: integrin subunit beta 5
Exons: 15
Coding region: 658-3066 (802 amino acids)
Biological process (GO): cell migration; cell adhesion mediated by integrin; integrin-mediated signaling pathway
Cellular component (GO): integrin complex; focal adhesion; cell surface
Molecular function (GO): integrin binding
Source: RefSeq, a predicted model, not a curated record
GCGGUUGCCCCUUCGAACAGGUACUUGCGAUGCGAGUAGUUGGUUUACCUGGUAACCAGACUAAUAAAAUUAAAACGUGUCCCAGUAGCAAUCUUGCAUUUUGUUGCAGAACAGAAGGGGUUAAGCAUCGCCUUUCUUUGUAAGUUCAGGGGCGGAGAUCGAACUCCAACUGCUUCGUGCUGUGCUAUCCCUACUGACGUCCUGCUACAGACAUGGUUUAACUAGUUCGUAGGUUGUCCGUUGUCCACACAAGUAAAACAAAAAAUAAUUUGCAGCACAUAUCCCGCUUCUGUUUAGCUUGAUAAUAGAAAAGGCACCGGUUAGGGAACACAUGUGGCGCUUCUUAAAGGAAAGCAGUGGGUUGCUUUUUGUAACUCUCCGGGCUACUUCUGCUUGGUGCAGUAAACUUGUUGAGGCUGUACUUUUGUGAUCCGUUUGCAGAUGUAAAAUGCAGUUUUUUGUCUGGCAGACCUGCUCCCAGGCGGCGGUAUGGCUCUGUUUAUAGAGUCGCAUUCCCAAGAUCGGAUCCCGCUCUAGCCGGGGGGCUUGUCAGUCCGCACCGAGCUAGUCUUGUUCUACAUUUUGGAUUAAGUUGCUACUUCUCCAAAGUUGUUUGGAUUCCAGAAAGUAAACUGCUGCCUGGAAGCUGAAUGAAUCAUGUUACACCGGGCACUUAUAAAUGAUGUUGUUGUGUUGGGCUGUCUGAUUUUCUAUGGAGUUAGCCGCUGUGUGAAAGGGUUCAAUAUUUGCAUAAGUGGGAGUGCCGUCUCUUGUGAAGAAUGCCUUCUAAUCCAUCCUGACUGCAGCUGGUGCUCUGAAGAGGAAUUUGGAAACCCAAGAGCCAUUGUUUCAAGAUGUGACUUUAAGGAUAAUUUAAUUAAAAAAGGCUGCAAUAAAGCAUUUAUUGAGAACCCAAGAAGCAAUGUAAGGACAGAGAAGAAUAUUCCGUUGAGUAGCAAGGGGUCAAGUACAGCUCUGUCUGACAUUAUUCAAAUAAAACCACAGAAGAUUUCACUCUCCCUGCGACCUGGUGAGAAGACCUCAUUUACAAUGCAGGUACGGCAGGUCGAGGAUUACCCUGUGGAUCUGUACUAUCUGAUGGACCUCUCCCUUUCCAUGAAAGAUGACUUGGAUAACAUCAGAAAUCUGGGAACUAAAUUAGCAGAAGAAAUGAAAAAGCUUACUAGCAACUUCCGUCUAGGAUUUGGUUCAUUUGUUGACAAGAACGUUUCUCCAUUUUCUUACACUUCUCCAAAAUAUCAAAACAAUCCAUGCCAGGGUUACAAGCUGUUUCCAAACUGUGACCCUUCUUUUGGGUUUCGGCAUCUUCUGCCAUUGACUGAUAAAGUUGACAGAUUCAAUGAUGAGGUACAAAAGCAAAAAGUGUCUCGAAACAGAGAUGCCCCAGAGGGGGGUUUUGAUGCAAUUCUUCAGGCAGCCGUUUGCAAGGAGAAGAUUGGUUGGAGGAAGGAGGCUUCUCACUUGUUGGUGUUCACUACAGAUGAUGUCCCACACCUUGCCCUAGAUGGCCGGCUGGGAGGACUGGUACAACCUCAUGAUGGAAACUGCUACUUGAAUGAAAAGAAUGAAUACAGUGCUUCCACAACAAUGGAUUAUCCAUCUCUUGCACAACUUGGGGAGAAACUUGAUGAGAACAACAUCCAUUUGAUAUUUGCAGUUACGAAAAACCAUUAUAUGCUUUACAAGAACUUCACCACACUGAUACCUGGAACAACAGUGGAAAUUUUAGAUAAGGAUUCCAAAAAUAUCAUACAGCUCAUUGUCAAUGCAUACAGUAAUAUAAGGUCCCAGGUGGAGUUAACCAUGUCAGAUCAUCCAGAGGAAAUCAACUUAGCCUUCACUGCAACAUGUCAAGAUGGACUGGCACGCCCUGGGCUAAGGAAGUGCAAGGACCUUAAAAUAGGUGACACUGUCUCUUUUGAUUUGUCUGUGGAAGCAAGCAGCUGCCCAGUUCAAGACACCAGGCACAGUUUUGUCAUAAAACCUGUUGGAUUCCGGGACUCAUUGGAAGUAUCAGUGACAUAUGAUUGCACCUGCAGAUGUUCAAGGAAUAUUGAGACUGUCAGUAGGAAGUGCAAUGAUUUGGGGAAUUACUCAUGUGGAAUAUGUGAUUGCAUCCCUGGGUUUCUGGGAACAAAAUGUGAAUGCCAGGUGGGGGAAGAAGGUAACACAUACCAAAACAUGUGCCGUGAAACAGAAGGCAAAUCGAUUUGCAGUGGAAGAGGAGAGUGCAGCUGUAAUCAGUGUAUUUGUUACGAAAGUGAGUUUGGAAAAAUAUAUGGGCCAUUUUGUGAGUGUGACGACUUCUCAUGUGCUCGACACAAGGGCAUCCUUUGCUCAGGUCAUGGUGACUGUCACUGUGGAGAAUGCAAGUGCCAUGCUAGUUACAUUGGAGACAAUUGUAAUUGCACAACUGAAACAGAUUCCUGCCUUGCAGAUGAUGGCCAAAUGUGUAGUGGCAGAGGCAACUGUGUCUGUGGGAAAUGUCAGUGCAACGAUCCUGGGGCCUUUGGGGACACCUGUGAGAAGUGUCCAACAUGCCCAGAUGCUUGUGGGAUGAAACGGGAGUGCAUUGAGUGCAGACUGUUUCACUCUGGAAGAUAUGACAAUCAGACCUGUCAAAGGCUCUGCAAGGAUGACAUCAUCACAGUGGAUAAGCUGAAAACAGAUGAUCAAGACGCUGUGUUGUGCCUCUACAAAACUGAAAAUGAUUGUGUGAUGAGGUUUACAUAUUCGGAGCAUUCCAGUGGAAAAUCCAUCCUCGCUGCACUGAAGGAGCCAGAUUGUGGAAAACCUCCAGAUGCACUAACGGUCCUUCUGGCAGUAGUUGGCAGUAUUUUACUUGUUGGCAUUGUUCUUCUGGCUGCUUGGAAGCUUAUAGUCACCAUCCAUGACAGACGAGAGUUUGCCAGGUUUCAAAGUGAUCGCUGCAGAGCCAGAUAUGAAAUGGCUUCCAACCCACUUUACAGACAGCCAGUCUCAACUCACAAUGUGGAGGCAAUGCUCAACAUGCUAAACAAGACGUACAAUGGCUCCAUUAACUGAUUUCUAUUUAUUUAUUGUUUUUAUUCUGAUUUGCACCAAACCCACUGAUUGGAAUGCUAAAAACAGUGGGAAAGACUCUAUAUCCUGGGUAAUGUAUCCUUGUGAGGGUGAGAGGACAGAACAAGAGGGGUGAAGAUAAUGAAAGUGAUGAAGAAGGAUGUCUUUUAUUUGCACAGAGAUGAAAAUGUUCAGCAGUGCAUGAUGCCACAGCUCCUGAAUAUAAAGCCAUGCUGAUGACUGAAAUAUUUUCUGUUGUUACUGGAUAAAGAGUAGACUUAACCUAUUAUCUGCUGGAACAUUCUGAAUGUAAUCUGAGUGGCAUGCCAUGCUACGGUUUUUGAUAGACUGCAGUAGAAAGGAAGUUUGAAUCAUUACAGUAGUCUUCACAGAUCUGCACAUGUUUUUUCAUUUUUUUGUGUGAAGGUUUAAAAAACUCUGAAAAAAGACAAAUUGAAACUUGAUGCCAAGGCCAAUUGUAAUGCUUACAGUACAGUUUUAUACAUAAAUAUAUAUAAAUAUCUCUAUACAGUUUUACAGUAAGAACUUCAUGUUUACUUUCCCAGAGUUGUUCCUUGCUACACAAUGGCUAUCAAAUCAGUACUGUACAUAGUAUUCAUUUGUAUUCACCCCAUAAAUCUAGCCUAUUUUUAUUAAUGCUUGAUUGCAGUUUAUUUCACAACUGUAAUGAUUUGGUUACACACCCAUAAAUGAUUCUGAUAAGUGUGUGAUACCUCUAAUUGUUUUUUAUAGAAUGAUGUAUAAAUUUCUGAUGUUAUUAAAAUAGGUACUAAUACUGUAUAUAUAAUGAAAUGUGUUUUCUUGAUUUGCACAGGAGACAAAAUACAAUGGUAAAAAAAAUCAGCUUUAUCCAUUAUUUCUUCUACCUAGUCUAAAUGAAUUGCAUGCAUUGCAUUUUCCACGCUUAUUCAGUCAAACUAGGUCAGUCAAAAGGCAAAUAAAGAUGGAUUUCUGAUACA